AUGGUCUUCACCGCAACAAGACAUAUUCCAAUUCCAACCAAGGAUAUCCCGUCCUGGAUAUUUGAUGAGCCUCGGUAUGAUGAAGAUGAAGCAAUGUACAUUGACGCGAAAGAUCCAUCGAGGUCUAUUUCCUUAAGACAAGCUCGAACCAUCAUCCGAAAGCUUAUAGCCGGGCUACAAGCCUCAGGGCUGUCUAAAGGGGACUGUAUAUACUACUCCAUGUUAUUCCUAGGAAUCAUCGCCGCCGGAGGCGUUUUCACCGGAACAAACCCGUCCUAUACCAAAUUCGAGCUCGGUCAUCAUAUCAAAACCUCAAAAGCCAAAUUCUUGAUCUCUGAGCCGGAAAUCCUUCCAAGUGCAUUGGAAGCAACCAAAGCACUCGGGAUGCCAGAAUCUAAUAUAUGGAUAUUUGAUGUGGUGAGAGGCAGUUCCUUACCUACUGGCUUUAGAUCCUGGAACGACCUGAUGUCGCAUGGUGAGAAAGACUGGCCGAGAUUCGAUGAUGAGAAAACUUGCAAAGAAACCACCGCCGCAUUGCUUUUUUCGAGUGGCACAACGGGUCCUCCCAAGGCAGCAGUGCUGAGCCAUCAUAACAUAAUUGCUCAACAUACCCUCGCGAUAGGAUUAAACGAGAAGCCAUACAGACCAAAUCGUAUUCUUUGUCUCCCAAUGUUCCAUGCAGCGUGUGUUCCUGUCGCCCAUACAAGCGUACUAAAAGGCGGCCACAAAUCCGUUGUUAUGCGGCGUUUUGAUCUCGAAGAGUUCCUCUCAUGCAUUGAGAAGUUCGAGAUAAAUGAGAUGGGAAUCGUUCCCCCCAUCGCAGUCGGCCUCAUUAUGUCGCCCCUCACCAAAAAGUAUUCGCUCAAGAGCAUUAGAGCGGCAUCAAUUGGCGCUGCUCCGUUAGGACGAGAGUCUCAAGACAGACUAAAACAAUUGUUACCCAAAGGUGCCCCUGUUACGCAGGUCUGGGGAAUGACCGAGACGAGCUGUAUAGCCUCCAUGUUCUACUACCCCGAAGACGACGUGACCGGAAGCGUAGGACGUAUUGUGCCCAAUUGCGAUGUCAAAAUCAUCGACGAGAAUGGAAAGGACGUUACAGGCUAUGACACACGAGGGCAACUCUGCAUCCGCGGCCCCAUCAUCAUAUCGGGCUAUUUCGAGAACCCCAAAGCAAACGCCGAAGCCUUCGACUCUGAAGGAUACUUCAAAACGGGAGAUAUAAUGUACUGUGACAGCAAAACCGGGAAAUUCUACGUCGUCGACCGAGCCAAGGAGUUGAUCAAAGUCCGCGGUUUCCAAGUCGCCCCUCCAGAGAUAGAAUCGGUUCUUCUUUCGCACCCCCACAUCAUUGACGCGGCUGUGAUUGGAGUAAAACAUCUCUCGGACCCAGAGGCUGAGCAUCCGCGCGCUUACGUUGUGAGGAGACCUGGGCAAGAAGGCCAGGCUUUAGAUGAAGAGGUUGUGAAAAAGCAUUGUAGUGAGCGGUUGGCUAAGUACAAGGACCUUACUGGGGGUGUGAGGUUUGUUGAUGUGAUUCCGAAGAAUCCGAGUGGAAAGAUUUUGAAGCGGGUUUUGAGAGAGCAGGUAAAGGCCGAGCAGGAUGCGGAAAAGGCGAGACUGUGA
This is a messenger RNA of Venustampulla echinocandica, 1623 nucleotides long. RefSeq lists its product as uncharacterized. The transcript is spliced from 8 exons. The record is from RefSeq and is a predicted model, not a curated record. Bases 1 to 1623 code for a protein of 540 amino acids. Gene Ontology annotation, biological process: secondary metabolic process. Gene Ontology annotation, molecular function: CoA-ligase activity. Lineage: Eukaryota; Fungi; Ascomycota; Leotiomycetes; Helotiales; Pleuroascaceae.